Molecule: messenger RNA, 6879 nt
Organism: Salmo salar (Atlantic salmon)
Lineage: Eukaryota; Metazoa; Chordata; Actinopteri; Salmoniformes; Salmonidae
Product: phosphatidylinositol 4-phosphate 3-kinase C2 domain-containing subunit alpha
Biological process (GO): phosphatidylinositol-mediated signaling; cell migration; phosphatidylinositol-3-phosphate biosynthetic process
Cellular component (GO): phosphatidylinositol 3-kinase complex; cytoplasm; plasma membrane
Molecular function (GO): 1-phosphatidylinositol-3-kinase activity; 1-phosphatidylinositol-4-phosphate 3-kinase activity; phosphatidylinositol binding
Source: RefSeq, a predicted model, not a curated record
UAGCGGGGUGAACAGGCCGUGGCUCGGGUGGCUAAAGGUCCUCGAUGAUCUUCUUAGCCUUCCUGUAACACCGGUGCUGUAGAUGUCCUGGAAAGCAGGAACUGACGUUUAUCUGCGCGAGCGGGUGGAUGGAUGGAAAACAAUUGCAGCUGCAGGAAAAUGAUUACAAACAUCGUACCGCUCAAAGGUGUUUGAAGAAGCUGAACUCCUGUCUGACCUGUUGACACCAGAGCUGAACUACAAACUCUGCGUACAUGGCACCCUCAAGUUGACACCAUGGCCCAGAUAUCCAGUGGUAAUGGGUUCAAGCUGGAUGUGGCCCAGCCAAAGGGGGUUGUGGGUAAGGAGGAGGCCCUUCGUAUGGAGGCGGAAGCCUUAGCGAAACUACAAAUGGAGAAGAGACAGACGCUCCCGGCGACCUCCUCUUCCACCUCCUCUUCUGCUUCCUCACAAAACAAAGUUCAUCCUGCCACCGCUCCCAGGCCUACUCCUUCCUCCAGCAACCGACCGGAGAAGGAUCUCAUCGUCUUCCCUGAGGCCAAGAUGCAGGAAGAGAAGGACAAGUUCCGGGACAUCGACGUAGACAAGCUGACCAACCAGGAGUUAGAGAAGCUCCUGCUGGACGACAGCUUUGGGGCAAACAGCAGCAAGGCCUCGCGGCCCUCCUUGCUGCUGGGGUUCAACCUCAGCGCUUCUUACCCGGGGGGCCACGCCACCUGCAGCCCCUCGCCCUUCCACAGCGGCCAGUGGACGCCCUCCAUGCUCUCCACGCUCUCCAGUUCGGGCAUGUCCACACCCACCCACCAGCAGGCUCCCAUGUUUCCUUCUGCUCCGUUCCCUAACCCCGAAAACUUCUCCUUCCACAAUGGCUUUUCACCAGCCAUGCCGCCCUACAUAGGCCUGCCCGGCCCGCAGACCUCAUUCAUGGCCUUCACUCCCAUCCAGCAGCCCGGGGCCAUGGUGUUCCAGCAGCCCACCGUCACCUUGGAGAUGGCCAAGCUCUUCGACAAGAUCCACAGUACCUCGGAAUACUUGAAGAAUGGCAGGUCGGCCAGCACUGACCUGGAUUCUUCGUCGACCAGCAUCGCGUCCCUGGCGCCCAACCCACCACAACCUGCCAUGGAAUCCCCUGCUUUCAGCCGCUUCGAGUGGCUGGACCUGGACCCACUCAACAAGCGCAAAGCCGAGGGCGAGGAGGGCUCCUCCCUGGCAUCGCGCGGUACAGUAAUGGUGGUGGGAGGGCCAGCUGGAGGGGACCCCUGGGAUGCCGUGCUGCUCGACGAGACAGAGGGUGUGGCUGGUGGCAGCAGUCCACCCGUGGAGGUGACGGGUCAACUCGCGAGUCGCUCUCAGCACCGGAGGUCGUCGACGGGGGCAGCGGUCACCAGGAACCACUCCCUUACCAUCCCAGCGUCCUCAUCACAGCAAAAGCCAAACAAUCAGCACGAUAAGGGAAGUGGGAAAGCACUGGCAAAGUACACCGCCCUAGAGGAAAAGGAAGCCCAGAACCUAGAAGUUUUAGCCUUCUGUGAAGACGUAGCAAUACUGAGGUCAAAGUUCGCCCACGAUGACCUCCACACCAACCCGGGGUACGUGCUGAGCGCGGUAAUCCCCCAGAGGGACGGGGGAGGGGACAACGGCUGCAGCGUCAAGGUGUCCAUCGAGAUCUCUGAGUCCCAGGAGCCUGUCACCUUCACCUGCGACGUGAGUUCUCCUGUAGAGCUCCUCAUCAUGCAAGCCCUGUGUUGGGUCCACGACGACCUCAACCAGGUGGACAUCGGCAGCUACGUCCUCAAGGUCUGCGGCCAAGAGGAGGUGCUGCAAAAUAAGCACAGCCUGGGCAGCCACGAGUACGUACAGAACUGCAGGAAGUGGGAGGCAGAGAUCAAGCUCCAGCUGCUCUCCCAGAGCACCAUGAGAAGGGAUCUGGCACGAACGGCGGAAGACGACACCUCUCAGGUGGACUUGGAGAGGCACUUGGGCCAAGUGGAGAGGCCGUUCAAGGAGAACGUCACCAGACAAGGCCUGGCCGACUAUCUGGAAGGCUAUCACAAUCAAGUCAACAUCUGCCUGCAGAAUGAGAGCACCCAGUAUAAGACGGUGGAUCGGGUGGUGCAGACAGUGAAGAACCUCUGCUGUGCCCUGGACGAGGUGGAGACGCAGGCCAUCACAGAAGCAGUGAGAAGGGUUAAGUGUUCUGUCAACCUCCCCAGGACACGCUCGCCAGAGGUGGGCUCCAAAUCCUCGGCAAAUGGUCACCUCAGCCCCGUGGAGGAGUGCAUGGGCUUCCUGACGGACGCCGUCUACGAUCUGGCCAAGCUGUACUUACGCUCCUUCUGCCCCGCCUCCUCUACCCCUUACGCAGACCCCUCCUCAAACUCCCAGCAUGCCGAGGGGGAGUCUGCUGCGGAGGGGCGUGGCAGCAUGGAGGCCUCGGGCACCACGGACCAUCUGCAGUUCACCCUGUUCGCCAUGCACGGCAUCCCCGCCGUCUGGGUCAGCAGCUAUGAGAAGUACUACCUGAUGUGUGCUCUGACUCACAAUGGCAGGAACCUGUUCAAGCCCAUCCAGUCCAAGAAAGUGGGCACCUACAAGAGCUUCUUCUACCACAUCAAAUGGGACGAAAUGAUCAACUUUCCAAUGGCGGUGGCCCUGCUUCCAUUGGAGUCAAUGCUGACUCUCUCCCUCUUUGGGGUCCUGAACCAGAACGCCAGCGGCUCCCCAGACUCCAACAAACAGCGCAAGGGACCAGAAGUGCUGGGCAAAGUCUCCCUGCCCCUAUUUGACUUCCGACGGGUGCUGGCGAGGGGGACCAAGCUGCUGUGUCUGUGGACCUCUCCUCAGGCUGCCUCUGCUGCAGCCGGGAUCCGGAGGAAGAACCUGGCCGAGAGGAUCAUACUGCAGGUCGACUUCCCCAGCCCAGCGGUGGACGUGCUGUACGUGGGGCCCCAGGAGAGCCCCUGCCCUGACCCCAACACCCUGGAGGAGCUGGACCCUGACCUGCGCCGCCGGGUGGAGAAACUUUGCAGCCGAGCCUCUACCUUCGGGUUGACGCGGGCUGACCGCCAGCUGCUGUGGGACCAGCGGCACCACUGCCGGGCUCACACCCACAGCCUGCCCAAGGUGCUGGCCAGUGCCCCCAGCUGGGACUGGGGCAGCAUGGCUGAGAUUCACGCCCUCCUCCACAACUGGCCCUCACUCCAACCCGUCUGUGCACUGGAGCUGCUCGACUCUAAGUUUGCUGACACAGAGGUGAGGAGUGUGGCUGUCAGCUGGAUCGAAUCCAGCAGUGAUGACGAGUUGGCCGACUACCUACCUCAGCUAGUGCAGGCGCUGAAGUUUGAGUGUCACCUGAAGAACGCCCUGGUGAUAUUCCUGCUGUCCAGAGCACAGGGCAACGUCAACAUCACCCUUUACCUGUACUGGCUACUGAGGGAUGCGGUGCAGGACCCAGCGUUUGGCCGGAGGUACGACCAGGUGCUGGGGGCCCUGCUUUGUCUGUGUGGGGCCGGCCUCCGGGCCGAGCUGGACAAACAGACCCGCUUGGUCACUCUGCUGGGGGCACUGGCUGAGAAGGUCCGGCAGGCCGGGGGCUACGCACGACAGGUGGUGCUCCAGGAAGGUCUGGAGAGGGUGCAGUCAUUCUUCCAGAGGAACAGCUGCAGACUGCCCCUCAGCCCCAGCCUGGAGGCCAAACAACUCAACAUCAAGUCGUGCUCCUUCUUCAACUCCAAUGCGGUGCCCCUGAAGCUGGCCCUGGUGAACGCUGACCCUCUGGGAGAGGAGAUCAAUGUCAUGUUCAAGGUGGGAGAGGACCUGCGGCAGGACAUGCUGGCUCUGCAGAUGAUCCGGAUUAUGGACCGCAUCUGGCUUCAGGAGGGACUGGACCUCCGCAUAGUCAACUUCAAAUGCAUCUCCACUGGCAAAGACAAAGGUAUGGUGGAGCUGGUGCCGUCCUCAGACACCCUGAGGAAGAUCCAGGUGGAGUACGGCGUGACGGGCUCCUUCAAGGACAAGCCCCUGGCAGAGUGGCUCCGCAAGUACAACCCUGCUGAGGAUGAGUACGAGAAGGCAUCGGAGAACUUCAUCUACUCGUGUGCGGGCUGCUGCGUGGCCACCUAUGUGCUGGGUAUCUGCGACCGCCACAACGACAACAUCAUGCUGCGCUCCACCGGCCACAUGUUCCACAUCGACUUCGGCAAGUUCCUGGGCCACGCCCAGAUGUUCGGCAGCUUCAAAAGGGACCGUGCUCCAUUCGUGCUGACCUCUGACAUGGCCUACGUGAUCAACGGGGGGGAGAGGCCCACCAGUCGCUUCCAGCUGUUUGUGGACCUGUGCUCCCAGGCCUACAACCUCAUCCGUAAACACUCAGGCCUCUUCCUCAACCUGCUCUCACUGAUGACGUUGUCAGGCCUACCAGAGCUUACUGGAGCUCAGGACCUUAAGUACGUGUAUGACGCGCUGCAGCCCCAGACCACCGACGCAGAGGCCACCAUCUUCUUCACCAGGUUGAUUGAGACCAGCCUGGGCAGCGUUGCCACCAAGUUCAACUUCUUCAUCCACAACCUGGCCCAGAUGCGCUUCUCAGGCCUGCCGUCCAACGACGAGCCCAUCCUCUCCUUCUCCCCCAAGACCUACACGCUGAAGCAGGAGGGACGCAUCCGCGACGCCUCCAUCUUCUCCUUCCAGAAGAGAUACAACCCUGACAAGCACUACACGUAUGUGGUAAGACUCCUGCGAGAGGGGCAGAGCGAGGCCCAGUUUCUCUUACGCACCUUCGACGAGUUCCAGGAGCUCCACAACAAGCUGUGCAUCCUCUUCCCUCUGUGGAAGCUGCCAGGGUUCCCUAAUAGGAUGGUGCUGGGCCGUACACACAUCAAGGACGUGGCGGCCAAGAGGAAGAUUGAGCUCAACAGCUAUGUCCACAACCUGUUGAGGAGCUCCACAGAGGUCACCCAGUGUGAUCUUAUCUAUACAUUCUUCCAUCCGAUUGCGAGAGACGACAAGACGGAAGGAUUCGAGGCGAUCUCCAAAGCACCAGAGGCGCCACCAUUGAGUCCCACCUCAGGCAGAGUGGAGGGGGAGGUGAAGCUGUCUGUUUCCUACAGGAACAGCACACUCUUCAUCAUGGUCAUGCACAUCCGAGACCUGGUAUCUGAGGAGGGGACAGACCCUAACCCUUAUGUGAAAACCUACCUGCUCCCAGACCCCCACAAAACCUCCAAGUGCAAAACAAAGAUAUCCAGGAAGACCAGGAACCCCACUUUCAACGAAAUGCUGGUGUACAGUGGCUACAGCAAGGAGACCCUUGGGCUGCGGGAGCUGCAACUGAGCGUGCUUAGUGCCGAGUCGCUGAGAGAGAACUGCUACCUGGGCGGCGUCACGCUCAAACUCAAGGACUUCGACCUCAGCAAGGAGACGGUCAAUUGGUACAAGCUGACCGCUGUGCCCUACUUCUAGACGACUUCACCUGAGAACAACUCCACUUCUCACCUCUUCAAAAACUCCUGAGAUACACCCAUAUAAGGGCAACGGAACUGGCCACCCCCCGGGGGAGGUGCUUCUAACCUCCACCCCCUUCCUCCUCAAGCUCACCUCAUUCCCAACCUCUCUUUGACCCUGUCCAGAAACCCCUCCUACCCCCUGAAGGCCGUUCAUGUAGAGCCUAAAGAAUUAUAAGCAAUAUUGUAGCACCAACCUUUCAGAUCUACACAAGUGCCUAAGGGAUAGGGGCUAGGCUAGGGGAUGUUUCUGGGUGUGGGGCCUUUCUCUCUCUCUCACACUCACUAAUCAUGGUUGUUUCCUCAUCGUAGCAAACAAUCUCCACUUAUUUUGUUUGAUCUUAAACUAUAACACGAGAGCUGUAAUGUUUUGUACAUUUUGACAUUAGUGGACCAAAAUGGCUUACUUUCAGAAGAGUAUAUAUAGAUUGACACAUUUAUUUUUUAAAAAGGGGCUCAUUUUUACAUUUAACUUUUUUCUACGUAGACAAAUAGGAAGUGUCUGGUUUCCUGCUAAGCUAGCUGAGAAUGUCUGGGGAUGUGUCCGUCUCAAACCAGACUCCAGGGAAGAGAGUGAUCUUGUGUUUCCCAAUCACGUGCCAAAAGAACUGAUGAUGAUGAUGGCAAACCACUCUUCCAAAGGGGAACCGAACAGGGUGCCUUGUUUGUGUUCACAAUCUCUACUACGCUCCACUUUAACCUUAUCACAGUAUAUUUGAUACAAAUUGUGAUGCCCCAAUUGAAAAAGAAAUCUAUUCUGUCAAAUAAUGUCAACAGUUCUUCCACUGUGAGUGGGGUUCAGGACUAGCAUCAGAAGGUGUUGGAACGAUCAGCUCCAACUUGUCUGCACACCACCAUGUCUUUUUAAUGGUAAUUACUUGACUCCUUUUCGGGAUUUGUAUCACGAACACUCUCUUGUCGUGCAUUUGAUGGUGUAGGAUAAGAUUGCCUCUAAACACUGAUCUAAAGUCAGAUGUUAUAUCGUCACCUAUUGGUUUAAGGGUAGAAUUUGGGGUGGGGUAAGCUGAUCCUAGAUCUGUGCUGUAGGGGUAACUUGACCUGGAGCCAUAUGGACAAAAAAAGGGAAAGACAUCCAGGGCAAGAGAUACGCUGCUUCCUCUGAGCCGACUACAAAACUAAAGAUGAAAUAAUGAAUAAUGAAUUUAUCCUGGAGGGGUUUUAAAGAGAAUAUCAACAAAGACAAAUAGUGACUUGAUCCACUAUUUUAAUGACUGUAAAAAUAAAAUAAAAACAUGCUGAGUUUGUAUUAUUAACAUGGCCAGUUAUUUAUUCUUAAUUGGUUACCUUAACCCGAAUGAAUCGGUGUCUACUGUAAUCCCUUCUUUCCUAAAGCAAAUUAAAUGUUUUUUUGAACAGA